UAGCAUCACCGACAUCAUCUUGGGAUCACAAAAAGGAACAAAAGGAUUGCUUGUGAGAGCAAAGACGGCCUACGAUCGACUUGCAAUCAACUUAAUUAUUGUUUGAGAGAAAAAACGCCACCUCGAGAUUCGACCUUCCCCGUCAUUGAUUAUUUAUUCUUGGCGACUUUCAUUUACCGCAGCAACCAGCACGAAGAUGUCUUCCGAAUCCACACAAAUGGCUAGUUCUAGCCGCGGUGGUGAUCAGAGCAAUAUUCUCUCUUCCAAGGUUUUUCGGGCCUUGGAGGUUCGAAGCGAUACCCCCGCAAUGAAAGCUGCAUUAGAUGCCCUGACCCACCUUCCGGACCAUCAAGAUGAUUUGUUCACCGUAGAUUCUCGAUCCGUUCGGGUAGCAAUCGAACAAGAUGCCCUGCAACAAGCCCUGUUGCUACAAGAUGAACUGCGAUCCUUGCUUCAAACCGUGACGAAACUUGGGCAGGGAGUGGCCGAAACUGCGGCCAUUGCGCACCGUGUCGAUGAAGUUAUUCAUUCGAAUGUAGUCACGAAAAGUGGCAGCGGCGUCAGUGGUCUAAUCAACGGAGACAAACAAGGGGUUGGCGGUAUUUCUGGAGCCAUAACUUCCAACGAUGAUCACAAAGACAGCAAUGCACUCUCUGGUAAUGGUUUUUCCACGAGUGGCCGAAAUUCUGAUGACUCCGCCUUGGAAGAAGAGCAAAGACUGGCAUUUGUCCUGAACAAUUGCUUCACGCGAAGGAACAUUGCACGCAAGAGGGUAGAAGCAGUUCAUGAGUUUUUGGAGCGAUUCGACCUUUCGGAAGAAGAUUCUCGCCUGCUUGAACACUACGCGUUUGAAGAUGUUGAAACCUCUAACGUGAACGGUAUAGCGUUUUUGAAUGCACUGGAGCGAGUCCUGGUGAUUCGGAAAGAGCUUGGUCAAACGGUGGGGUCUCUGGACAUGCUCCACCAUCAAAAACAAUCGCAUGGGUUGUCGGAAAUACCCUCCUUCAGUACAUCUUUUGCAGACGAUAAUCGCUUGGGUGCGUCUUCUGCUCUUCGAAUGAUGGAAACAUUGGCUCAAAAGCAAGAACGCGCAUACGAACGCCUCUAUCAUUGGUUGCAAAAGUAUCUUCACCUACAUUCUCACGAACAACAUAAUCCUGGCUUGGAGCAACAUGAUGGUGAUCGAUUGGAUGAAGUUCUAGCGCAUCCGUUUGUACGACGAUCCCUUCGAGUACUACAAAAUGUUCCCGCAUUCUACUCGCACCUUUUGGAGUUGAUUGCACAGUCGCGACGGUCGGAAGAAACAAGGAGGUUCUUAUUGGCCCUGACAAGUGGACACAAUGGGCUACCACCUAUUGAAAUGAGAGCACACGAUUCUGUGGUCUACGUCGGAGACAUGCUUGCAUUUUGCUUCCGUGCCUUCUCAGUGGAAGCCGAUGUUGCUAGAGGUCUCUACAGUUUGGAAGAAGAAAGUGGAGAAGAAGGAAUGAGAGUGAAGGAUGCUAAAAUAGACAACAAUGUUUCCACCGAAGAUGACACGGACUUUUUGGUAGAAAAGCCACUCACGAGAACUGAAAUGCUGGCCUUGAGCAUGGGUGGAAUUUCGAGACCUUUAAAGUCUCGCAUUCUACAGGUGAUCUCGAAUCUAGCACGUCAUCCAGGCGACGACGAUGACGUAGAAUCUGACGAUGGAAUGGACAAUUUGGACGAGGAGGGGGCUUUCAUAAGGUCUAACUUAUCUCAGCUCUACGACAUCUGUGGCCUUCUUCUAUUUUACGCAGCAGCCGUUAACAAAUCGAUGGCCAAAUUGAGUUCUAGUGAUGAAGGCGCUGCAAGAGGAAGUAAGACACUUGUCGAAGCUGGAGAAAAUCCAAUUAUCGACGUCAUUCUGCACUGUCUUGGAGAAGCCACGAAUGCUUACGAGGCUUCCCUCCGCGUUUAUGCGUCGAUGCUGGAGCAACUUCAACUUUUGACAGGAGACUCAGAGUCGUCAUUGGCACACAUUAUGAUUGUACGCAUUGUAGAAGCCAGAAAGGAGUCGCCUGGAUUUGCUACUGAUGUCGAUUGUCCGAAAAUGUACCGCCAAAUAUUAUCGCUAGAUUGGCCUUGCAAUAUUCUCAUUGAAGCAGCGCUGCCUGCGUGUAAAACCCUCGACGACACGGUGACACUGAAACAGUCGAUCUCCGUGGCGAGUCAAGGAAAUUUGACGGCUUCUGUGGCAACGUCCUUGGAACAGAGACUCAGCGAGAAAGAAGGGACACUCAUCGAUGAUCUGGUUGGGAAAGAAACGACUGAAGUGCUAGACUUUUGUGGGCUCGGCAGGCUUGUUGUGGCAUGGGAUCGUUACAAGGCCGUACAAGUGGAGGGAAUGACCAUGGCAAGCUUUCCUGGUUUGACGCCAGAUGAGGCAGAAAUAGCCAUGAAAGAAUUUUUCUCUUCGUUGUACUCACCACCUAUUCCUUCCUUCGAGAACACAAUCAAAGAUCCGACCUUGCGAAAACUGGCGAGAAACAAGAUUGCCAAACGUGUCUGCGAGAGGUACGCAUCUAUGUACGAUGCCAUGUUGAAACCGGAGACGGGGGGUUAUGAUGACACGAGCUUUUUGGGACACACACCCGAACAAGUCAACACGCUAUUCACGGUUUAGUAAUGUAGGUAUUCAAAAUUUCAUCUAC
This is a messenger RNA of Pseudo-nitzschia multistriata, 2675 nucleotides long. Lineage: Eukaryota; Bacillariophyta; Bacillariophyceae; Bacillariales; Bacillariaceae. The record is from the annotation of a GenBank genome assembly.